CCCCGCCAAAUAGUCCUAGACCGGGCUGCACCUACUUAGAUAGGCACAACUACCCUAACCUACCGUAGUACCAAAGACAGGCGCCUCAGCGACGUCACUCUCAUUCUUCCCACUGCACCCGACUGACGGACAGGACAUCAACGCGAGUUGGACAGCAGCUCUGCACGCUGGCUGCGGUCACGCAUGUUUGGAGACCAUGGAAUCAAUAUCUAGAAUCUCCGACCUGCUCGAGAGCGGUAAGAGCAGAAAUAUCGACGGCACACCAGAUUUCAUCCGCUGACCUGCUGCUCCUAGCUCGGGAGCUCACUCUCGAUGCCGCCCAGGCUGCUCGGAGCACCCGUGUCACAACAAGGUCGCUGCCUACCGCCCAACUUAAGAAGCUCCUCGAUAGUCGAAAUGAUCGGGAGAUCUUGGAGGGACUACGGCGUGUCAUCGCGAUGAUGUACCGCCAGCAGCGAACUCUUCCAUUCUUUUCUUCAGUCGUCAAGAAUGUCGCCUCGCCGAAUAUAGAAAUAAAAAAACUAGUUUAUAUAUACCUAAUUCAUCAUGCCGAACAAGAGCCCGAUCUGGCUCUGCUAUCCAUCAAUACCAUACAGAAAUCCUUGUCGGAUACGAACCCUCAAGUGCGUGCUCUAGCUCUGCGCACCAUGUCUGGCAUACGGGUUCCUGUCAUAAGUCAGAUCGUAUCCUUAGCGAUCAAGAAAGGGGCCGGAGAUAUGUCGCCACAUGUACGCAAGGCCGCUGCCCUCGCCAUCCCUAAAUGCUAUCGCCUCGAACCCAAUACCCUCCCACAAUUACUGGAUUACCUGGCAGCGCUUCUUGGCGACAAGCAGUACUUCGUCGCUGGCGCAGCUGUCACUUCCUUUAUGGAAAUAUGUCCCGAGCGGAUAGAUUUGAUCCACCCGCAUUAUAGGAGCCUUGUCAAGAAGAUUGUUGACAUGGACGAAUGGAGCCAGUUCGCAAUACUGAGAAUGAUGACAUUAUACGCACGCAAGUGCUUCCCACGGCGGACAAGAAACGCUAAAUCCAAGGACGUUGCGGUUGAUCUCCAGGAUUUCUACGGCGAGGAUGGAUCGCGAGACGAGACGGAAGCAGAGGGCGAACAGUUUGUAGUUCUUGAUCCCGAUUUAGCCCUCCUCCUAAACGGAAUCAAACCAUUACUACAAAGUCGAAACUCCGGGGUUGUCAUAGCUGUAGCACGAUGCUAUGCGGAAAUUGGUACAUCCGAAUAUAUAAAGACAGCCAUCGGUCCCUUGGUCGCUUUAUUGCGAGGGGCUCAGGAUAUCGAACAAAUUGCACUUUACAAUAUUGUGUCUGUGUGUCUGGCGCACCCGGCUCCAUUCGUCAAGUAUGCGUCUCAUUUUCUCGUUCGUGCUACUGACACAGCCCCAGUAUGGGAGCUCAAACUCGAGGUUCUUACCUUGAUAUUUCCUCAUAGCCCACCGCAAACAAAAAGCCUGAUUCUCAACGAGCUAGAGCACUUCUCUCGGGGGACCAAUAAGGCACUAGUCCGUGAAGCUGUUCGUGCUAUUGGCCGUUGCGCUCAGGGAGAUCCAGCUACAGCACCCCGUUGCAUGCGGUUGCUUUUGGGACAGAUAACAAGUCUCGACGGCACCCUCGCCGCAGAGUCGCUGACCGUUAUCCGCCACCUUAUACAGCUAGACCCCGAGGCGCACAUGGGAACGGUUGUAAGGUUAGCAAAGAACUUGGACUCCGCCACAGAUCCACAAGCCCGCGCGACAAUCAUCUGGCUUGUGGGUGAAUUCUCUGGGCUGAAUGGCGAGGACAAUAUCGCAGCAGACGUCCUGCGAAUAUUGCUCAAGGAUUUCGUCAACGAGUCGGAAGUCGCUAAGCGACAGAUCGUCCUGCUUGCUGCGAAGGUAUAUCUUCAUCAUAUCAAUCGAGAGGCAGAAAAGCAGACACAGGCAGAACUCACACCACAGAAAGAAAACAACGAGGAACCUGUUUCCCCUGGCUUCGCCCCUGCUACAGACCACCCCAUAUCAAAGCUGUGGGACUACGUAUUGUUGUUAGUUCGCUACGAUACCUCAUACGACUUACGCGAUCGUGCUCGACUUUAUAAGGCACUUCUCGCGGUUCCUCAGCUUGCCAGUCUUAUGCUACUAGCCCCGAAACCCGCUCCUCAAGCGCCAAGUCCCUCCGAGACACGUAAAGGAUUACUGUUAGGCUCGUCUGCGCUUGUCCUCGCCGGCGGUGGUGCCAUUCACGGUCUACGAGGCUACGUAGCCCUCCCAGACUGGGUACAGGAGGGCCAUGAGCCGGACCCGAGGCUACGGGUGCAAGACAACAUUGGGGCAGAAUAUACUCCCGAAGGCCGCAGAGCAGUUCCCGCAAUCGAGACGCUCGGUGAUGCUGGAAGAGGUAAGAGUAAUGGGCUCUUUGGAGCGGGCGCGGGCGCUGGUGUCGGGCUUGGGUCUAUGACGUUGGAUGAGUUCCUCGCUGAAGAUGAAGAUGAAGAGGCAGAGGAAGAGGAAGAGGAGACAGAAGAUGAAGACGAAGAAGACGGAGAGGAAGAAGCAGAGGAUGACGGAGAUGACUAUGCAAGCGAAGAUGAAGACGAGGACGAAGACGAAGAUACCGAGCAUGAAGAAGACGACGAGAAAGCGGAACUCGAAGGGUUUCUCGGUUCUUGAAUACCCAGGCGUAUAAUACCUACCCUCCAGUGUACCUCAAGCGUCCACCUACUUCGAACAUAGAUAUACAUAAGGGCAGCGGGUACCUUGGUGCAAAAUUGCAAAGUGGGCGUAUAGAUGAGCUUCGGUGGCUCGUAUAUCAAACUUGAUACAUGUUCUCAUCGAGAAUAAAUAACAAGGAAACAAACACCAUCUCGUAAACGGCCAGCGAGUGAUACGGACAUUAGCUCUUCUAUUACAAUUACCAAUAUCCGUGUAGAGUAUCACGAAA
Molecule: messenger RNA, 2925 nt
Organism: Xylaria bambusicola
Lineage: Eukaryota; Fungi; Ascomycota; Sordariomycetes; Xylariales; Xylariaceae
Product: ARM repeat-containing protein
Exons: 2
Coding region: 438-2654 (738 amino acids)
Biological process (GO): vesicle-mediated transport; intracellular protein transport
Cellular component (GO): membrane coat
Source: RefSeq, a predicted model, not a curated record